This is a messenger RNA of Macadamia integrifolia, 1156 nucleotides long. Its product is annotated as ribonuclease H2 subunit A-like. Lineage: Eukaryota; Viridiplantae; Streptophyta; Magnoliopsida; Proteales; Proteaceae. Gene Ontology annotation, molecular function: RNA binding; RNA-DNA hybrid ribonuclease activity. Gene Ontology annotation, biological process: DNA replication, removal of RNA primer; mismatch repair. The transcript has 6 exons. The record is from RefSeq and is a predicted model, not a curated record. The coding region runs from base 16 to 966 and encodes 316 amino acids. Gene Ontology annotation, cellular component: ribonuclease H2 complex.
CCUGCUAAGGAUGCUAUGGGGGACAUUAAUGAUACACAUAUUUUGGCCCAGCUGUUGAACUCGAUGGAUAACUCUAUCGUUGAUAUUGUUACUCACAUCGAUAUUGUGAAGGAGUUGUGGUAUUAUUUGAACGUUCUGUAUUCUGGACAGAACAACCUUUCCCGUAUUUAUAUGGUUGAUAGAACAAUUUUGCAUUCAGAUCUUGUUACAGAUGAUUCUUUUUUUCCUGCAGAUUCGAAGACUCUAAAAGCUGAAAAGAGGGAGGAAAUAUUUGAUAGUUUAAAGUCUAAUAGAUCAAUUGGAUGGGCCGUCGAUGUUAUAGAUCCGAAGGAGCUUUCAGCUAAGAUGCUAAAGAAAAAUAAAAUAAACCUAAACGAAAUAUCACAUGAUUCUGCCAUUGGCCUUGUUGCUAGAGUACUUGGUAUGGGAGUUCUUCUAACUGAGGUCUAUGUGGAUACUGUUGGUGAUGCCGAGAAGUAUACCAUAAAAUUGUCUCAGAAAUUUCCUGGUGUCAAGUUCAUUGUUGCAAAGAAAGCCGAUAGUCUCUAUUCAGUUGUCAGUGGAGCGAGCAUAGUUGCAAAGGUGACAAGAGACCGAGCUUUGCAUGACUGGGUGCUAGAAGAAACAGCAGAGAAAAUGCAUAGGAACUUUGGAUCUGGUUACCCUGGAGAUCCUGAAACUAAAGCUUGGUUAGAACAUCACAAGCACUCGGUAUUUGGAUUUCCAACAUUAGUCCGUUUCAGUUGGGGUACAUGCACUCCCUACUUCAAGGACAACGUCGAAGUCCUGUGGGAAUCUGACAAGCUAGACGAGGAAGAAGGCUCCAAUAGUCGAAAACGCCAAUUAAAGUUGAGUAGUCUUGGUUUCACGGGAUCUAAGAGGAAGAGCGAGGAAGUUGAAUCUAGUGGUAAAGGUCGUUGCAUGUUCUUUCAGGCACGCAAACUUGAGCAGAUGAUUCAUUUCUGAGGAACAGAAUUAUAUUGUUUUGUGCUCAUGGAUUUCUAGGUGUGCACGAAGUUACCAGAAUUUGUUGGUAAGUCCAAAUUUUCUGGUUUUAAUAUAAUCAGUGUUAGAUCUGUAUAUAAGUCUCCUCGAUGAGGGCAUAACUUUGGUAACUUCUGUGAGUGGAUUGGGAAAUUGAUGAGUUUUGAACCAA